AACCGGUUUUAUCACUUCUGUAGUAGACUGUUGCAAUCGAUCAGUUAGUGAACACUUUUGUGUAAUGCGUGAUCGUUAUUUUAGAAUUUCUUAAAAUAUUUUAAAUAAAACAAUAUGCUCUCUGUGGUGAAAAACACACUGCCGAAAAUAGUGGAAGCUGGUUCAUUUGGCACUGGUUGUCAUUUCGAAUCCUUUAAUACGGACAACCAAAAAAUUGAAGAAGAUCAAUUUGCAUCUACAGUUAUUUUUGGCGAAAUCCUCAUGUCUGGAGGGCAAAAACAAAAGGUAGUUAUCAAGGUAAAGCAUCAGUCGCCAAUAUUGCGUCAUAUUUUUCGGAAUGACAACCAAUUCCACAAUGAAAUCGCCAUGUACGAGCAAACUUUACCUUUUUUUAUAUCAUUUUAUCCAGUAUCCUCAACAAAAGAGGGGUCCUUAUUUGCACAUUACUUUUAUGGCCGCAAUGCUUGUGGAGAGCAAUAUGAACAAUCUAUGAUAAUUAUUCAAAACGUUGCCCCAUUAGGGUACAGAAUGAGUAAACAACGUGUGAUUCUCGACUAUGACCAUGUUGAAAUUGCAUUAAAGGCACUUGCUAAAUUUCACGGUAUGUCAUUUACGGCCAAACAAAACAAUAAUAAACGAUUCAUGGAAUUGAUGGACGAUAUUAAGGAAACACAAUGGGAAGAUGGAACCGAUCAGUGGAUCGUUAGAUUAAAUGGUAUGAAGAAAUUCGGACCACGAGAUAUUAACCGGUUGAUAAAGCGAAAUCCAGAAAAGUAUCAUAAUAACGUACACGUUAAAAAAUUAUUGGAGUUCUUUAGUGAUGCUGAUAAUAAUUUACGCCGAACAAUGAACACGAGAAGUCCCCUAUCGGUGUUAUGUCAUGGUGACUUCUGUCGAAAUAACAUCUUGUUCAAGUACAAUGACGAUAAUCGACCAAUUGCUACGAUUUUAUUAGAUCAUACUAAUAUUAGGUAUGGAUCUCUAGCUCUUGACUUGUCAUUCUUUUUAUUCCUCAAUACCGACCGACAGCUUCGUUUAAAUCGAUGGGACCAGCUAUUGGACGUAUACUGCGAAUCGUUAGCCGCAUCAGUUCCUAGUGGAAUUAAUGUGCCUGACCGCAAAAGUGUGGAGGCUGAAAUGUCCAAACACGCAGUGUACGGGUUGUCGUAUAUAUCCUUUUUCUUGCGAACAAUGAUGAGAGAUGAAAAUGAAUUAGACAUGAAUACAUUUAAUCAAAAUAACAUGGAAGAAUGGUUUGAAGGUUUAAUGAGUCUUGGUGGCGAAAAAGCUAACGAAUUGGUUGUCGACGUGUACGAGCAUAUUGUAGAGAAAGGAUAUUCUGGAACUCCAUGAGAAAGAUCACAUUCUUUUUACUUUAAGAUUUUGUUACUGAACAUCGAUAAAAAUUUUAGUUUUUUAUUCAGCUAUUGUUUAUAUUUGAAAUUUCAUGAGAGCAUUAGGAAGUAAAUAUAUGUUUGCUGUUAAU
Molecule: messenger RNA, 1486 nt
Organism: Daktulosphaira vitifoliae (grape phylloxera)
Lineage: Eukaryota; Metazoa; Arthropoda; Insecta; Hemiptera; Phylloxeridae
Exons: 2
Coding region: 115-1353 (412 amino acids)
Source: RefSeq, a predicted model, not a curated record